Racocetra persica is the source of this 312-nucleotide messenger RNA. The record is from the annotation of a GenBank genome assembly. Lineage: Eukaryota; Fungi; Glomeromycota; Glomeromycetes; Diversisporales; Gigasporaceae.
AUUUCAAUGGUUGAUAAUUUUGCCGAAGCGAUGAGGAAUGUACCAAAACAGGAACUAAUGGCUGAAAUUAUUCAUCGAUUGUUCCUAAUUGCGUUUACGACAAAUUCAAAAAUAUAUCUAGGAUGUAGCACAAAGAGCUGUUCCUCCAAAGCGCCUUUCUGCCAUAAUAAUCUUUGUCGCAAGAAUGAAGACUACGUUUGUAAGGCUAAACUUUAUUGCCCUGGCUAUCGCUAUUGUGGUCCAGAAGGAUACUGUAAAACGUGUCCUUUACAAGAUGGUUGCCUUCCCAACAAUGAUCCACUAGUUCUAUGA